ACACGGGGGUCGGCAGUUGCUCGGCAGCUUUCAUGUGAGGAGCAGGUCGCUACCUUGAGAGACCCACAGCGCAAACUUUUCUGUGUUAACCUACCUGAGAGGAGUUUUUAGACACUUUCUUUUCGAUAUUUUGUGGAUAAUACACCGAGGACUUCAGUGGGACAGCUGUCUAUCUUUUUUGGGCUCCCUGGUAACAAAGUAAGCAUGGCAGCACCCACCACAUGACUGAAGCUUUGUACCCACAGAGUGGAAGGAUUGGACAGGGAAAGGAACCAGGAGGAUAACGAAAAGACGGACAGUCAGAGGAGACUGGGCACUUUUUGGUAUCAGUGAAGAUGGGUGAGACAGAAGAUGAACGUACAGCCCAGGCUGGUGUUCUCUUUGAAAACUUCGUUCAGGCGUCCACCUGUAAAGGGACUCUGCAAGCCUUCAGCAUUCUCUGCAGGCAGCUUGAACUGGAUCCUCUUGACUACAGUAACUUCUACAGGUCACUGAAAGCUGCAGUCAGCACUUGGAAGGUCAAGGCCCUCUGGACCAAACUGGACAAAAGGGCACAGCAGAAGGUCUACAACCAGAACAAGGCAUGCAAAAACACCAGGUGUCUGAUCAUCGGUGGGGGUCCAUGUGGUCUACGGACAGCCAUUGAGCUUGCCCUGUUGGGUUGCAAGGUGGUUCUGAUUGAGAAGAGAGACAGCUUCUCCCGGAAUAAUGUGCUUCAUCUCUGGCCUUUCACCAUCCAUGACCUCAGGGGUCUCGGAGCUAAAAAGUUCUAUGGAAAGUUCUGUGCCGGCUCCAUCGACCACAUCAGCAUCCGCCAGCUCCAGCUGAUGCUACUGAAAGUUAGUCUUAUUCUGGGAGUUGAGAUUCACGUCAACGUGGAGUUUGUCAAGCUUGUGGAGCCGCCAGCAGAGCAGACUGACGACGGUCCUGGUUGGCGAGCAGAAGUCCAUCCCUCCAGCCAUCCUGUCUCAGACUUUGAUUUUGAUGUUGUGAUUGGAGCAGAUGGACGGAAAAACACAUUAGAUGGAUUUUCUCGCAAAGAGUUUCGAGGAAAAUUGGCCAUUGCCAUCACGGCUAACUUUGUCAACAGGAACACCACAGCAGAGGCUAAAGUGGAGGAGAUCAGUGGAGUGGCCUUUAUCUUUAACCAGAAGUUCUUCCUGGAACUCAAGGAGGAGACAGGAAUUGACUUGGAGAACAUAGUUUACUACAAAGACAACACCCACUACUUUGUCAUGACGGCAAAGAAGCAGAGUCUGCUGGACAAAGGAGUCAUCAUAAAUGAUUACAUAGAAACAGAGCGACUGCUUAGCCCUGACAAUGUCAACCAGGAAGCAUUGCUCUCCUAUGCCCGUGAAGCGGCCGACUUUGGCACAAACUACCAGCUUCCAUCCUUGGACUAUGCCAUCAACCACUAUGGACAGCCUGAUGUUGCCAUGUUUGACUUCACUAGCAUGUAUGCCUCAGAGAAUGCAGCCUUAAUCCGGGAGAAACACGGACAGCAGCUACUGGUGGCACUGGUGGGAGACAGUCUUCUUGAGCCCUUCUGGCCGAUGGGUACAGGUUGUGCUCGGGGUUUCCUAGCAGCCUUUGACACUGUGUGGAUGGUGAAAGCCUGGGCACAAGGCAGGAGCCCUCUGGAAACACUAGCUGAGAGGGAGAGUCUGUACCGGCUGCUGCCUCAGACCACCACAGAGAACAUCAGCAAAAACUUUGAACAGUACUCCAUUGAUCCUGCGACCCGUUACCCUAACCUUAACUCAAGCUGUGUACGCCCACAUCAGGUGCGCCAUUUGUUCAUUAAUGGCAUGGAGGAAAUAUGUCCACUGGAUAGAGGAGGACCUAGACGCAGAUCAGUGAACUUAUCCAGAGGAGACUCUGAAGUCCGUCCUGGCCGGCUGCUGACCUGGUGUCAGAGGCAGACUCAAGGAUACAGGGGGGUCAACGUCACCAACCUCACAUCAUCCUGGAAGAAUGGCCUGGCUCUCUGUGCUCUCAUUCACCGCCAGCGGCCUGACCUCAUUGACUUUGAUUCUCUGAACGAGGAGGACAUGGCAGGGAACAACCAGUUAGCUUUUGACCUGGCUGAGCGAGAGUUUGGUAUCCAGCCAAUGAUGAGAGGAAAGGAGAUGGCUGCAGAGGCUGAACCAGACAAGCUGCUGAUGGUUCUCUAUCUCUCAAAGUUCUAUGAGAUUUUCAGAAACAGUGCAGGAAACAACAAUGGUCCUAGGGAGCCAGAUGAGAAUUCUGAGGAUUACCCCUCCAAAACAAACAAGCACUCUCAGCCCAGGAAGAGGAUACCCAGGGAUGAUAAAAAACUAGAAGAAGAUUCAGUUCACAAGAGGCGGCGAAAAGGCAACCACUACCUCACAGAGCUGUCUUGUCACAGUGCCCCCCCUGCUGGUGAAGAUGGAGAGCUGCGUGAGAACAAAGUCCGCUCUAUGGCAACUCAGCUGCUGGCUAAGUUUGAAGAGAACUCGACAGGAAAGCCAAACAGCAAGUCUGAAGAGGACCCAUCCCAUCCCUCCUUUUCUACUUCUGAGUCUCCUUCUACCACUCCACUUCCUUCCUCUGAGGAGGAGGAGGAGAAUGAGGAAGAGGAAGAUGAGGAGGAAAGAGAAAACCCCCGCUUUGCAAAACCUAAAGACAUUCCCCCUCCUCCUUCCCUGCCUCCCCCUCGUCCCAAGUGGCAGCCUUCCAUCUACCUUCGCUUACUGGAGAAUCCCAACGCUGUGGCUCAGCAAACCAGUUUUCUCUCUACCCCUAAAUGCUCUUCCUCUCAGAGCAACUACAGUCGCUCUCCUUCACCCUCACGCUCUGAGAGUCCAUUAAAUCCUUCCCGCUCACCUAGCCCUAAUUUAUCUAGGCAUCACAUCCCAGAAAGCACCUCUCCUCCCCAGAGAACCAGUCAGCUCCCUGUUCCUUCUCUAUCUUCUUGGGAUAAUGAUCAUUCCACUGAUAAGUCAGAGGAAUCAAUGCAGCAGAGUAAAGACAAAAGAUUGUCUGCAAGAGAAUUUUAUGGACGGAGUAUAAAGGAGAGAGCCGUGCUGCUCUCCUCCAUGUUUCCUGGGUCCAAAAAGCCAUCUUCUUCCUCGCCGUCUCCUCUGUCAGAAUCUCAGGUGGAGCCUUCUAUCACUCUGCCUCCCUUGUCCCCACAUCCUCCUCCUUCUGCCUAUAAGAGCCUCAGUGUUUAUCCAGUUGUUCAUCCUGUCCCUGACCCCACUGCUCAUGCUGGUUUUUCCUCUGUGCACACCUCUGGCCACAAGGACAAGAAACAGAAAGACUCAUCUACUCCCUCAUCCUUCUCUGUCUCUGAAAGAACUGAUCAAAUCUCUUUCCUCCAUGCUGAAUCCACAGUGCACGGCAACAAAACAUCUGCUGCUCUUUCCUCAGCUUGCCUUGAUGAGGUCUCCUCUCCCCUCUCUGAUAAAAACUCUCAAAUUCCUGUGCAAAAUGAAAACUGUGUGAGGACAUCUGAGAUUUCACCAACAAAUCUGGAAAACGAGCGGGAGAAGAAUCAUGAAUGUGCUCAGGGGGCAUUUGAUGAUAGACAGUUAGCUGAGGAAGAUCACAUUGAGCCCAGUGGGAGCUGCUCUGUGGAGAGCCCUAGAAGAAAGGCUCAUAAGUCAGUUAUUCGCUCUGAGAGUUGUCCUUCUGGAGCUCCUAGUUACAUGAAAGAGCGUACGGUUGGAAAGGUAUCAUCGGCCAUAGAUGCUAAAGCUCAGAAACUGGCCGUCCUCUAUGAGACGGACCACAGGCCCAAUGCCAUGCCGGCCUUAGUUCCCUGGACACGGAGGGGUCCUAAUGCUCAAGGGUGCAUGGUGCGUAAGGAUUACCCUCCUGGGCUUGGUGGCAGUGACAUUUGCCACUUCUGCACCAAGCGGGUGUAUGUGAUGGAGCGACUGAGUGCUGAGGGUUACUUCUUUCACCGAGAGUGUUUUCGGUGUGACGUCUGCAACUGCACCCUUCGUCUGGGAGGGCAUACCUUCGAUUCCCAGGAGGGGAAGUUCUACUGCAAGAUGCACUAUGCACAGUGCCAAUCCAAUGCUAACAUGGGGAGAUUCAGAAGGAGAAUGGAAGACCAAAACCGUGUAAAAUCCUCGUCUCUGGCCAGUGGAAGCUACACAGUGAUGGGCAGCAUCCAGAUUCAGCCCUCAGUCAGGGUGUCCAACUCGCAUUCAGAGCAGCUUGAUAAACAUCAGAAAGGACUUCCUGAAGAUACAGAGAUGGCUGUUGAAGUUCUGGAUGACUCCUGUGUGGUUGAACCCAUGGUGCAAGAUACAACAACAACCAAGGGUCAGGAGAGUAGCAAAGAGGAUAAAAGUAACAUCAAACAAAAUAACCGGUGGAAACGCAAGAUCAGAGCGACCUUUCCGCUCAUCUUCGUCAAGCACUUUCAGAGUAGCUGGUCCCAGGACAGAACAGGACCAGAAACUGUCCCUGAAGCAGACUCUGACUUUGAGGAGGCAAUCACAGCUGAAAAACUAUCUUUUUCCAACAGCAGCUCAGAGACAUCAGCAGAUAUUCAGAAUUCCUCAGAGGGAAGCAAGAAGAAUGAAGAGCAUGCAGCCACAAAAGAGUUUGUUUCCAGUUCAUCCUCCCCAAAGAAACGCUUGAUGCUGUCGCUGUCUGAGAAAGAAAAACUUCUAAACUGGGACAUACUGGCCACACCAGAGGAAAUGACGAGUAACACAAACAACAAAAAAACACAUGAACUUCAAGUACAAGCAGAGACUGAAGCAGAUAAGAUUCAGACGGACCCUGGCCAGGAUGGGCAGCUUUCCCAAAGCCAAACCUCUGCCUCGUCAAACUCAACCUUCCAGCUUAUAGCCAAUGCCUUCAGGAGGACAUUUAGUGUGACUAAUCCCUCCAACAGCUCCAACUCUGAAGUCCCAAUGAGGCCCAAACGUGAAGGCAACCGCCGACAGAGGCCGAUGUCAUUAGGAGCUGCAGGCCUCACCUCUCUCUUUAGUAACAUGGGUCCAGAGCCAUCCAGAGAUGAAAAUAAGACCAACAGGAAUGAAGCUCAAUGGGCAUCUGUUGCAUGGGAGGCUGGACAGGACCUGCCCUCACUGUUGCAGAAUGUGUCACUUAGGGGCCGUAGAGACUCAGGAGGGGUGUUCUCUGAUGACAUGAGCUCUUUGCCCCGAAAGAGGGUCAACUUGUUUUCAUCCCUAAGGCUGAAAAAGAAUAAGACGUCAGAAAUCAAGGGGCAGGACCAGGAAAUGCAAAAGGAAAUAAUGACGAUACUCACCAAUCUUAGUAACAAAGCCUCCACACAGCAGAACCUGGAAGAUCCUUCCUCAAGUGAUGAUGAGUUUGAAAACAUCACAUCCAGUCAAAAGAUGAGCACAGAGAGGCAGAGGAGGAAGCAGGAGAAGAUGGUGGUUCAACAGGCUAAAAGAGAGCAGCUGAAGAGGUUACACAGAGCUCAGGCCAUCCAGAGACAACUAGAGGAGGUUGCAGAGAAACAGAGAGAUCUAGAAGAGAGAGGAGUAUCUAUAGAAAAGACCAUAAGAGGAGAAACAGAAUCACCUCUGGCAGAUGACAGUGAGGAAGCACAGCUCUAUCAAUCCUGGUUUAAACUUGUUCUGGAGAAGAACAGAUUGGCCCGCUACGAGUCUGAACUCAUGAUCUUUGCCCAGGAACUUGAACUGGAGGACACACAGAGCCGACUGCAGCAAGAACUAAGGCACCGAAUGGCUGUUGAAGACACUAAGAAAACUGCCUCUGAACUGCAGGAGGAACAGGAGAUGCUUUCAGAGAUCAUGAGGACAGUGGAGAAACGAGAUAUGCUGGUGUCUAUACUGGAGGAGCAGAGGCUAAAGGAGAGGGCUGAGGACAAGGACCUGGAGAGCCUUAUACUGUUCAAGGGCUACGAGUUUAACUGGGUCCAGUCAGAUGACAGCUGGAAACUGAACUAGAGGAUAAACGUCGAGAUCAUCAGAGCUGAACAGGAUGCCUGGUUGGAGAACCGCAGUGCCCUUAUUCAUUUUUUUUUUUAAAUAUUUUUCUUGUUUCCAUGAAGCUUCAAUGGUGAGAAGGACUGGUGAAACUCUUGGUGCAUUGCUAGACUAAGACACUAAGAACAAAUAGACAAUGAGCUUUUCUCACAUGUUGGCAAACAUGUCUGACAUUAAGGCUGUAUGACCUCUGUGCUCAGAAGUUUAACUGGCAAGCCUCAGUGCUGACUUAAAACUGGAUGUACAAAAGGCUGUACCGCUUAAAAAUGAUGUAGAUGCCUUGUAAACUUAUUCUCAAACCUCAUAAUCAGAACUGUUUGGUUGCUUGCCUUAAGGAUCUGAUGUUAUUGUUGCACUGAACUUUCUCACUGCACUUGAUUAGUUUGAAAUUAUCAUUAACCCAGAGAUUUGUUUUGUCUUUCACUAUUAGCCACUUGAUUGCAAUUUUGUUUGAGUUCAAUUGUUGUGUUGAAUUUCAUUUUUCCACUUAAUAUGUUAACACUGUCCAAAUUUCUUUUCACAUCCAGACACCUUUAAACACAGAGUAAGAACCUUUCUGCCACCGAUCUGUUGUCAGCUGCUGAAUACCAAAAAUAUCAUAUUUUAAUGUUUCUAAUACUGUCAGCCACUUAAUGCAAGGCUGUCUUUUGCACAUGUUGAUACCUUCUUGCGUGUUAGAUUAAUGACUGCACCAGUUUAUGUCACAACCUUUGCCCACCUAGCUGGCAAACCUCAUGCUUUGACAUCAUGGAUGAGGACAGAAACCAGUAAUUUCACAUGCUAGAAAGUUUUUCCUAAUCUAAGAGCUGAUUUAAACUUUGGCCAACUGCUGUCAGACUAAACUGUGAUUGUUUCUUUUUCUAUCAGUGUGAGCUCUAAAUCAUAAUUAUAGCUUUACCUCCACAGGAGACCAUAAAUAAUGUGUUUACAUGAGUUUUGACCAUGGAUACCCAUCGCAACACAGUGCUCAUUUAGUUUGUGGGCUUUAUGUGUUCAGUUUGCUGUGACUCAACAAACUCUUUAAGUUAUGUUUUCAUAGAAAAACUGUACAAGCUUGAAAUGUGUCUGUAUGUUGGUUUUAUGCUUCUUUAACUUUUUAACAAAAAGGUAAAUAAAAAGAUAUUUAAAAUUU
Molecule: messenger RNA, 7095 nt
Organism: Cheilinus undulatus (humphead wrasse)
Lineage: Eukaryota; Metazoa; Chordata; Actinopteri; Labriformes; Labridae
Gene: mical2b
Product: microtubule associated monooxygenase, calponin and LIM domain containing 2b
Exons: 38
Coding region: 336-5924 (1862 amino acids)
Molecular function (GO): FAD binding; protein binding
Source: RefSeq, a predicted model, not a curated record